AUACUUCUUUCGAGGAAAAGCUUGAAAGAGAUUCAAUUUCUUUUCAAUUCCUAACUGACGAAAUGGAGAAAGAAUAUUUUGAUCCAGACAAUUUUCCUGAUCAGUGCACUAGUGAAAAUUUAUUUCUUGAAAAUCCUAAUACUUCUUUUGAGAAAACAUCUGAAGGAACUUCAAUUUCGUCUCAACCACAUUUUGAUAUAAUGGAACACGCAGUCAUAAACGAAAAAUAUUUGAUCGAUCAAUGUGCCAAAGCGAAGUUACUUCUGGAAAAAUUGAGGUGUCUGUUAGAACAUAUAAAAAGAAAUGAUCUCAAAAAUCUGAGAGCAGUAGAAAAUAUUGACAAUAAUAUGGUUGAAAGACAGUCAAUCAACUUAAAAGAUGUUAAUUCCAUUCCUAAUUGUGAUUUUGGCGAUAAUGCUUGUGUUAGUCAGAAGGCAGGUACCAGUAUAUUUGUGCUUUCAUAUUAG
Parasteatoda tepidariorum (common house spider) is the source of this 467-nucleotide messenger RNA. The record is from RefSeq and is a predicted model, not a curated record. NCBI's taxonomy places the organism in Eukaryota, Metazoa, Arthropoda, Arachnida, Araneae, Theridiidae.